Molecule: messenger RNA, 1659 nt
Organism: Sphenostylis stenocarpa
Lineage: Eukaryota; Viridiplantae; Streptophyta; Magnoliopsida; Fabales; Fabaceae
Source: the annotation of a GenBank genome assembly
AUGUUAGGCACCGUAAAUUUGCCCAACUUAUCAAUCAAAGCUUUUGCUAUUGCUGCGGGGGAAGCACACACUCUUCUUCUUGCUGGAGAUGGACGUGUUUAUUCUUGGGGAAGAGGAAUACUGGGGCGGCUUGGCAGAGGUUCUCAACACGACGACCAUCUUCCCCUUCAAGUCAGGUUUGGAUCAGAAGAAUACAACGUCAGAAUAGUGGCAAUUGCUGCUGGUGCUUAUCAUAGUCUUGCUCUUGCAGAGGACUUCCCUAGCAAAAAAGAUAGCGAUGGUGAUUAUUCUGUAGUGCCCUGCUUAUUGAAUAAGUUUCUCGACUUGCACCCUCCUGUUUCUUCAUCAACAUCAACUGCUCCAGAAGCAGAAGACAAAGCAUCAUUAAAGAUAGUUGCUGUCAAAGCAGGAGGAAUGAUGUCUCUGUGUAUUGAUAAUCUUGGUGCCCUCUGGAUGUGGGGAAAUUGUCCUGGACAAAGCCAUGAAGGUGACGUCUCUUUCAUAAGCAACUUCACUCCAACACCAGUAUGGGAUUUUCAUGGUCACACUGUAGUUCAAGUAGCAUGUGGAAAUGAACAUGUUGUGGCACUUGUUACUGCUGGAGAAUCAUACACGGGUGUGGAUGAUCUAGUGUGCUAUUCUUGGGGUAACAACAGUCAUGGUCAAUUGGGCUUGGGGGAUAAGGAGAAUAGGCCACGACCUGAAGUGGUGAAAACAUUUGAUCUGGAGUCCCCUUGGGUAAUUUAUGAGGUAGCAUGUGGUGCCUUUCACACUGCUUUUCUCACUCGCAAGAAGAGGCCUAACACAUUAGAAAGCACAUGCUGGACAUUUGGCCUUGGGGAUAAUGGACAACUUGGACAUGGGACAACACAAAGUACAUUACUUCCUGAACCUGUUAAAGAAUUGCCACAAAAUGUGCUUCUUGUUUCUGUUGACUGUGGCUUGUUUCAUACUUGUGUUGUUUCCUCUGAUGGGUACGUGUGGUCAUGGGGAAUGGAGAAGGGUCUUGGCUUAUGUCCUGAUGAUAGUAAUGAUGGAACACAUUCUGGUGAUGCUCUUUCUCCCCUUCUUAUCUCAUGCAAUCCAUAUCAGCCUCAAUUUCCAGAACCAGUUCAAGUUGCAUGUGGAGCUGCACAUACUGUUAUUGUUGCGCAAGAGGGAUAUAAGCUCUGGUCUUGGGGUAGAGGAAGGAGUGGGGUUCUUGGAAAUGGUAAGACUACAGAUAGCUACACUCCCACCAUUGUGCUAUGGCCUCCACUGAUGCAAGAUUUCAAACAAGAUGAAUUUCAUAGCUCUCAUAAUACAAAGGAGACUGAAAGAGUGACAGAGACAGAUGACAGAUUAUCUUCAGCAUUGAACGAAAUGAAGCUGCUUCAAACAAAGCUAUCCACAAUGGAGAGAUAUGCUAGUAUACUUCAUGGUUCUAUCUUUGGAGAACCUUUUGAUGAGCAAGAUAUUCCUGCUUCAUUGCAAAAUUCAGGUGCAUUUAACAUUUCAAAGGAAUGGGAGAACAUUUUAGAGGCAGCAGAUCGUACAAAGCUAAGUAAGUUGGAAAUACUCUACCGAAACAUGCUUGCUGUUGUGAAGGAUAAACUAAUGAAAAGAAGGAUCAAGGAGAUUAUAAAUGACUGCCUACCAUCUUCACAGGUUGAGAAUUAG